Molecule: messenger RNA, 2862 nt
Organism: Penicillium macrosclerotiorum
Lineage: Eukaryota; Fungi; Ascomycota; Eurotiomycetes; Eurotiales; Aspergillaceae
Product: glycoside hydrolase family 35 protein
Exons: 5
Biological process (GO): carbohydrate metabolic process
Cellular component (GO): vacuole
Molecular function (GO): beta-galactosidase activity
Source: RefSeq, a predicted model, not a curated record
AUCACGUGGGAUAAACACUCCAUUUUUGUUCGUGGCGAACGAGUGAUGAUUUUCUCUGGCGAAUUUCACCCUUUCCGACUACCUGUUCCGGAUCUCUGGCUUGAUGUUUUUCAAAAAAUCAAGAGCAUGGGCUUCACAGGUGUAUCGUUUUACGUCAACUGGGGGCUAGUAGAGGCCAAUCCAGGCCAUGUCAUCACGAACGGAAUAUGGGAUCUUGAGAAAUUUUUUGAUGCUGCCACACAGGCAGGGAUAUAUCUCAUUGCUCGACCAGGACCAUAUAUUAACGCCGAAACAUCAGCAGGGGGGAUUCCAGGGUGGGUGCUACGAACAGAGCCCACCAUUCGUUCGAAUGAUCCUAGCUACCUCAAUAACACGAUCAAUUAUAUGACGACAGUGGGCCGAAUUAUUGAAAAAGCUCAGAUAACGCAUGGUGGCCCGGUAAUAAUGGUACAACCAGAAAAUGAGUAUUCUACUUGGCCCGGAGUGACAAGUUUCCCAACAGAAAUGAAUCGACAAUACAUGGAUUUCGUGAAAAAGCAACUACGUGAAGUUGGCAUCACCGUCCCGCUCAUCAUCAAUGAUAACGAAGUCAUGGGCUAUUGGGCCCCAGGAUCUGGUCUCGGGGCUGGUGAUAUCUACGGGAUCGAUGCCUAUCCUCUCCGUUAUGACUGUGCAAACCCCACUACGUGGCCAACUUACAGGUUCCCAUAUAACUGGCAGGUUAUUCACGAGCUGGAGAGCCCAAACACACCUUUCACAAUUGCAGAAUUCCAGGGCGGGUCAGGUGGCGGAUGGGGAGGAUUUGUUGAGGAGAAGUGUGCGGAGCUUGUGAAUGAGGAGGCAACCUUUGGUGGCACAAACUGGGGAAAUCUUGGCUACCAAGGUGGAUACACAUCAUACGAUUAUGGAGCAGCUAUUACGGAAGAACGAGGCAUCUGGCGCGAAAAAUUCAGCGAACAAAAACUGGAAGCAAAUUUUCUUAAAGUAUCGGAAGCAUAUUUGACAUCCACGCCCGGUGUAGGUAGAAAUGGUUCAUACGGAGCACCUUCCUCAAUUGCAAUCACCCCACUUCUUGGAAAUUUAACUUCAUCAAAUUUUUACGUGGUCAGACAUGCUGACUUCACUUUCACCGGAAAAACACACUACAAUAUCACACUACCAACUAGCACUGGAAAUGUCAGCAUACCCCAGCUUGGGGGCAGUUUGCUCUUGAACGGACGUGAUUCGAAAUUUCAUGUCACGGAUUAUGAUGUCGGCGGCAUCAAUAUAAUUUAUUCAUCAGCGGAAAUCUUUACUUGGGCACGAGGAGCUGGAUCGAUGCGUGUGCUAAUUUUAUAUGGCGGAGAGGGAGAAACACACGAGUUCGCAAUUUCUGAUCACCUUGGAGUCCCAAAUAUAUUACAAGGAAGCGGCGUGAAGAUCAAUCACCUUGGAAAUACAUGGGUGAUACACUGGCGGGUUGAAACAGAACGAGUUGUCAUUCGAUCGUCGAACCUGGAGAUAUACUUGGUUUGGAGGAACGAGGCUUACAACUACUGGUCGCUAGAACUACCCGCUCCCCAACCAGUUGGGAAUUUUUCGUCGCCUUCAAAGGAUACAGUUAUCGUGAAGGCUGGGUAUCUUAUUCGACACGCUCAAAUUUUUGAAGAUCAGCUUCGACUGACAGGCGACAUAAAUGCAACAACUGAGAUUGAGGUGAUCUCCACACCAUAUGGAAACUUGCAGAGCAUAUCGUUCAAUGGGAGGCUACUAGAGACAACGACAAAACCAACCGGAAAACUGUCUGCUACAGUCGGAUAUCAGGCCCCAAGGCUGGAAAUUCCACAGUUGUCAAAUUUGGAGUGGAGAUAUAUUGACUCCCUACCAGAAAUUCAACUUUCAUACGAUGAUUCUGUCUGGAAAAACUGCUCGAAUACAUUGACUAACAACCCCAGAGAGCUGAACACCCCGAACAGUCUCUAUGCUAUGGACUACGGUUUCCACACCGGCUCUUUGAUUUACCGUGGCCAUUUCAUGGCAAGCGGCAAAGAGUCCUACAUUUGGUUAAAUAUAUCCGGUGGCACAGGCUUCGGCUACUCAGUUUGGUUGGGAGCUGAUUACCUUGGAUCGUGGACUGGGAAUAGUGUGGACCAGACAUCAGAUCAAAAAUUCCUGAUAUCGAAGUCUCUGGCACCCCUGACACGUCAUGUUCUUACGGUUUUGAUAGAUGACAUGGGCCAGGACGAAGAAGCCCCAGGUACAGAUGCGAUCAAGUUUCCUAAAGGUAUACUGGACUAUGAGCUUUCUGGCCAUGACCAAUCAGAGGUUGUGUGGAAAAUGACUGGAAACCUCGGUGGAGAGCAAUAUUUUGAUGAAACCCGAGGUCCACUUAAUGAAGGCUCCAUGUAUGCCGAGAGGCAAGGGUAUCACUAUCCAAAACCACCAAGCUCCCAUUGGAAUAUCUCUAGUCCAAUUAAGGAAGGGAUUUCUAAGCCGGGUGUUCGAUUUUAUUCAACUCAUUUCCAACUCGAUAUCCCUGUCGGCUGGGACGUUCCAAUGAGUAUUGUUUUUAACGGAUCCAACAUUGAAAAUGAAACAACGAAGAACGAUGGAUCGAACUAUAGAUGCCAAAUAUUUAUCAACGGUUAUCAGUUUGGAAAAUAUAUUAACAAUCUUGGGCCCCAGGUCUCGUAUCCGAUCCCAGAAGGUAUUCUUAAUCACAAUGGUAUUAAUUAUAUUGGGUUGACGCUUUGGUCACAAGAUUUGACCGGGUCAAGGCUUGCAGGGCUAGAUUUGGUUUCAACGUUUACCAUCAAGUCUGGAUAUUCAAGACCCCGGCCUGCUCCGCAACCUUCCUGGGCCGCCCGAAAGGGAGCCUACUAG